Myotis davidii is the source of this 1136-nucleotide messenger RNA. It is a transcript of the gene MYOZ2, whose product is annotated as myozenin 2. Gene Ontology annotation, cellular component: actin cytoskeleton; Z disc. Lineage: Eukaryota; Metazoa; Chordata; Mammalia; Chiroptera; Vespertilionidae. The transcript is spliced from 6 exons. The record is from RefSeq and is a predicted model, not a curated record. Gene Ontology annotation, molecular function: FATZ binding; telethonin binding; actin binding. Bases 144 to 938 code for a protein of 264 amino acids.
GUCCCCGGAGCUGAGCGAGGACCAUGCCAUCGUGGGCUCAGGGGUAGACCCUCGGCCCAGGAGCACCCCUACCCGGCCAUCCCGGCCUCCCCUCCACCGGGCCGUCCUGCUGGGAAGCGCGGCCAAGGGCAAGGGAACAGGCGAUGCUGUCGCACAGCUCCAUGGUGAGGCAGAGGAAGCAGCAGGCCGCCGCCAUCAUGAAGGAAAUCCACAGACACGGCGCUGACGGCAUGGACCUGGGCAAGAAGGUGAGCGUGCCCCGCGACAUCAUGCUGGAGGAGCUGUCCCACCUGAGCAACCGCGGCGCCCGGCUCUUCAAGAUGCGCCAGCGACGCUCCGACAAGUACACGUUCGAGAACUUCCAGUACGAAUCCAGGGCGCAGAUCAAUCACAACCUGGCCAUGCAGAAUGGGAAACUGGACGGAAGCCCCUCAGAAGGGGGAUCACAGCAAGCCCCCUUCACUCCUCCCAACACCCCGGACCCGAGGAGCCCCCCGAAUCCAGAAAACAUUGCACCAGGCUACUCCGGGCCCCUGAAGGAGGUCCCCCCGGAAAGAUUCAACACCACAGCCGUCCCCAGGUCCUACCAGUCGCCGUGGGAGCAGGCGGUCAGCGACCAUCCAGAGCUCCUCGAGGCGCUGUACCCCAGGCUGCUCACGCCCGAAGGCAGGGCAGAGCUGCCCGAUUACCGCAGCUUCAACAGAGUUGCCACCCCAUUUGGAGGUUUUGAAAAAGCAUCAAAAAUGGUGAAAUUCAAGGUCCCAGAUUUUGAGCUACUACUUCUGACAGAUUCCAGGUUCAUGGCCUUUGCCAACCCGCUUUCUGGCAGACGGUCCUUCAACAGGACUCCUAAGGGGUGGAUAUCGGAGAACAUCCCCAUAGUGAUCACCACCGAGGCCCCAGAGGAGCCCACCGUCCCGGAGUCGGAAGACCUGUGAGCGGACCGCGGCGAAGGCCGCGGGGACCCUGCACACACAUGUCGCUUCUGUUAUUCCAUUUGCUGGCAAAGCCACUCACACUCUUUAGCAGCAGCAGCAGCAGCUCAAUAGUCACUUAGCAAAGUUCCUCUUAUGGCAUUUAAUUCCCACCUCGGAGCAAAUACUAAUAAACAACCCGUAAUCUUGUUUUAAACCCUU